Fomitopsis serialis is the source of this 952-nucleotide messenger RNA. RefSeq lists its product as uncharacterized. The transcript has 3 exons. The record is from RefSeq and is a predicted model, not a curated record. Lineage: Eukaryota; Fungi; Basidiomycota; Agaricomycetes; Polyporales; Fomitopsidaceae. Bases 118 to 855 code for a protein of 245 amino acids.
UCUCACUUCGGAGUUCACGAUAGCAACGGUACUGGCUACCUUGCUUGAUUUAUUAACGACACACGACUUUCAUUUGCCUAUUCACUACAACUCCUUCAUCUUCACAUACACCUAGCCAUGCGCUCUGCCACCCUUUUCGCGUUUAUCCUCGCUGCCGUCUCUGCGGCCCCGGCUCUCGCGUAUCCCGCGUAUCCCGAUGCCCGUGACCUUACCACCGCCGGUCUCUAUGGACGCGACGACCUCGACACCCUGUUUGCCCGUGGCCCCCAAGGCCAAGCGGGCGAGGGGAAGCACGCCGAGAAGCACGAAGAAAAGGAGGAACGGAAGCACACAGUAGGUGAGAAGGACGAACAACACCACCACCGCCACCAGCGCAGGUACAGCACUCGCCCGUUGUACGAGCGUGAUGUCCUUGAGGAGCUGUUUGCUCGCGUCCUUCAAGACGCCACCGGGGACGCACAGCCUGCUCAGGCUCCCGCUGCGGUUGCGAGCGAACCCAAGCAAGGGGAACACGGACACAGCGGUCAUCGCAAGGACGGCGGUGAUCACCAGCACGGUCCAAAGGACAAGCACGAAGGCAAGGGCAAGAGCAAACACUCCGACGGGCACGCUGUCAAGCAGGGCGGUCGAGGCGAGCACGGCGGCAAGAAGGUCCGCGCGCUGUACGCACGCGAUGUACUCGACGCUCUGUUCGCUCGUGCUUUCAAAGACAAGAAUGGCGAGGUGAAACACGCUGUCAGCGCCACGGGGGGGAUUGGAAACCAGGGCAGACAGGCAGCAGGCCAGGGCCUCGGGCGGUGUACUACGCUCGGGCUGACGACUCCUUCGACGAGUUCUUCUGAAGUGACUCAAUAGUGCCAGUGGCCCCAGUGGUUGAUACCUGUUGUUGAUGAUAGUUUUCAAGUUGUACGGUGCUGGGACGAGCCAAUUGAGAGACGUGUAAUGUGCGUGC